Poeciliopsis prolifica (blackstripe livebearer) is the source of this 1804-nucleotide messenger RNA. It is a transcript of the gene mul1, whose product is annotated as mitochondrial E3 ubiquitin protein ligase 1b. Bases 106 to 1161 code for a protein of 351 amino acids. Gene Ontology annotation, cellular component: mitochondrion. Lineage: Eukaryota; Metazoa; Chordata; Actinopteri; Cyprinodontiformes; Poeciliidae. The record is from RefSeq and is a predicted model, not a curated record. Gene Ontology annotation, biological process: organelle organization; protein ubiquitination. Gene Ontology annotation, molecular function: ubiquitin-protein transferase activity. The transcript has 6 exons.
AGGUGUCAAUAACUGUCUGAAGAACUACAAGUAUUCAACUGUACAGAAGUGGCCAAAAGCUCAACGAACGAGAACAAAGUUGUCCUAAAUGAAUCAAAUCCCAGGAUGGAGCCGAAUGGGAAACUUUCAGUGGCGGAGAUAGUGGUUUUAGCCACCAGCUCUGCGCUGACUGCAGUGUUUUAUUCCGUUUACAGAAGCAGAGUUAAAACUGCUACCCGUUUAAAGCAAGCUCAAAAAGUCUCCAUUGAUCAGGAUUUAGAAGCCGUCCUGUCUGAAACUCCUAGGAGAUGCAUUCCAUACGCUGUCAUAGAAGGUUUGGUGAGAUCAGUGAAGGACACUCUUAACAGCCAGUUUGUUGAUGACUACAAAGGCGUCAUCGAGAGGCUGACUGUGAAAGAGGAGAAGUUGGUGUGGAAUCACACCACUCACUUAUGGAAUGGCACAGAGAAAGUCAUCCACCAAUGCACCAACACCGUCCCAUUCGCACUCGGGUCUUACGACGAAAGCGUCUCCACCACAGUGCGGGUUAUGCAUCCCUUAAACGCGGCAGAGCUGGACCUGGAGACCACCUACGAGAAAUUUCACCCCACGAACCAAUCCCUGUUUAACUUCAUCAGACAAUUCAUCAGCGGAGAGCAGCUCAAAGGGAUCCACCAACUGGAGGAGAUGCUGCGCCUGGGCGACGCCGUGACGGGCGUGGGUGAGCUGGUCCUGGACAAUGAUUUGAUUAAGCUGCAGCCGCCCAAGCAGGGCUUUUGUUACUUCCUCACCCGGCAGAACUACGAGUUCCUGCUGAGGAAACAGGUGAAUGCCGGGAGAGUGUGGAGGAUCCUGUCCUACGUGUUCGGGCUCGCCACCUGUUCCAUGCUCCUCUACAUGCUGUGGAAGUGGUACAUUCUGUGCCGGAAGAGAAAGAAGCGGCGGCGCGUCAUGGAGGAGUUCAAGGAGCAGAAGAGGCUCAUGCGUGAGCUCCAGAUAGAGGAGAGCAGCGUCCUCGCCACCAGCUGCGUUGUGUGUCUGAGCCAGGAACGCUCGUUGGUGUUUUUGGAGUGCGGUCAUGUGUGUGCUUGUGACCUCUGCUACCAGGCCCUGCUGGAGCCUAAGAAAUGCCCCAUCUGCAGGAUGACUAUCGACAGAGUGGUGCCUCUUUACAACAGCUAAAUUCGCUGUUCGUCGGAAUUUCUCCGGCUUGAAAAGGGCGCUAACACGAGCAACGAUGACAAGUCACCUACAAAUUUGUAAGCUAAUUCAUAUUGAUUAAAAAAUGGUGUCAUUGGGAGAGAGAAAAUUUAAUCUCUUUGUGCUCAGGCUUACAAAUAUUGAUCCAAUUCUUGGCCCCACUUCUACAACAAUCUGUUGAAAGCAGCAUAGAGGACUUUACACUGGAGGGACUUUACUCUUGUAGUCAUUAAAGCCUUACAUUUGGUCAGCACCUUUCACUCUUUUACUCUCGUUAAAAUUACUGUGAUACUGACUACUUUGGCUGUCAUCUUCAUACAUAAAAUGUGCACUCAACUCUUUUUAAGCUUGGAAAAAUACUGUUUGUGGGAAACGCAAAAAUUAAAGUCGUAAUAACUUGGUUCCUUCAACUAAUACUGGUUGAAAUGCUUUAGUCUUUACUGGUAGGAGCCACCUAUUACUGGCAAAUUUACCUGCUUAAUUGUGCAAAUGUGUAACUAUAUACAACUAGUUACACAUUCAAACUGGGACAUUGUUGUUUGUUUAAAUGUUGUGCCUUAUAUGUGCACAAUGACAUUAAAAGGAAUUUUAAUGCAGGUUUCCUGUCAAGUUCUGGGCUCAGCCU